Molecule: messenger RNA, 2784 nt
Organism: Penicillium longicatenatum
Lineage: Eukaryota; Fungi; Ascomycota; Eurotiomycetes; Eurotiales; Aspergillaceae
Product: C6 transcription factor
Exons: 5
Coding region: 1-2784 (927 amino acids)
Biological process (GO): ubiquinone biosynthetic process; DNA-templated transcription; cellular respiration
Cellular component (GO): nucleus
Molecular function (GO): ubiquinone binding; zinc ion binding; DNA binding
Source: RefSeq, a predicted model, not a curated record
AUGAAGCGUGGCGAAGCGGCAUCAUGUACUUAUGUCGGUCGCGGACCUCGAGCCAAAGCCCAGCAUGAGCGCUCUAGUCCAACACUUGUUCAAGAUCGACUACAGCAUUUGGAGAACCUGGUUAUGUCGCUGGCUCAACAGCAGAAGCCCAGCGAUCAAGUUACUGACUUCAAUACUGGAUUGCCACAAGAUAUCCUGGGCUAUGACACGCCUCCUUCGGCAAAUGACCGUGAAACUAAAUCAUCGCCUCGUGAUACAGGCACUUUGGUUAUUAGUGAUGAAGGCACCAGUUACAUUGAUAGUGCGAACUGGCGUGCUAUUCUAGAAGAGAUCAAUGGAGUGAAGGAAUAUUUGGACGAACAAGAAGAGAAUUCUGACAAUGAUGCUCCUGAGGAGGAUCCAUAUGAUGAUUCCUCACCAGUGCUUCUGCUUAGCAUGUCGAGGAAGGUCACCAAGCAAGAAAUUCUUGUCGACAUUCCCGUACGAUCGAUUGCCGAUCGACUAAUUUCUCGCUUUUUGAAAACAUUUGAACCAUCAAUAGUUGUCAUCCAUGUCCCAACAUUUCGCAAGGAAUAUGAGCAAUUCUGGAACAAUCCUCAGGACAUGUCAUUUACUUGGAUUGCAUUGCUGUAUGCAAUCAUGGCCUUGUCUAUCUCUCUCCUUCGUCGCAGUGAGGAGCCAUUUCCUAUCAGCGAGGUGGAUCCGAUGAGCCUGUGGGAUGUUUUCCGCAGAAGAGCUUCACAGUGUCUUGUCCAGUCGAACUACUUAGUUCCUGGAAAAUACAAGCCCGAGGCGGUCUUCCUCUAUUCACUUUCCGAAUUUCUUCGCACUCAGGAUACUCAGAUUGGAGUGUCAUAUCUCCUUGGAAUUACCAUUCGACUUGCGCUGCACAUGGGCUACCACCGCGACCCGAGUCACUAUCCCAGCUUAUCCGCAUUCGAUGGGGAAAUGCGCCGGCGUUUGUGGGCAAUGAUAUGUCAACUCGACACCCUGGUCUCAUUCCAAAAUGGUCUCCCGCGAACCGUACAGCCUUACUACUGUGAUUCUGAGAUACCUUCCAAUCUAUUGGACACCGACUUUGACGAGAACUCCGUCCAGUUGCCACCUGGUCGACCGGAUGAAGAGAGGACGGCUUGCUCGUACACACGAUCAAAAUCACGUCUCAUGGCAGCCUUUGGGCAGAUUUGCGACUCGGCCUAUACGCGAGAGCCAGUAUCAUAUGAUGAAAUCAUGGCAAUGAAUCGUCGUCUCGAUAUAGAACACGAUCGACUGCCUUCAUUUUUCCGUGCACGACCAAUGUCCCAGUCUAUGGGCGACCAAACAGAUCUCAUACUAUGGCGGUAUAACCUGAAUCUAAUCUACCAAAAAUCCCGUAUCGUCUUGCACCGUCGGUAUAUCAACGAGACACAUGGUAAAUACGCCAAUUCGCGAAGGAUCUGUAUCGAUGCGGCCAGUGCGUCGCUGCGACACCAUGCUGAUAUCUGGAGCGAGUCAUUGCCAGGUGGACAAUUAUAUUCAGAGCGUUUCCUACUCAACUCCCUUCAAAACACCGACUUUAUGCUCUCCGCUAUGGUUCUCUGUCUAGUGCUGUCGCAUGCCAACGACAGUGGAGAUCCUGCUCGAUUACAGACGCGGGAGCACAAGGAACUCCUGCUGCUAUUGGAGAAUACACACAAAAUUUUCAAGCAGACUCCACGGCGGUCUACGGAUACCCAGCGGGCAUUUGUCGCGCUGAGUAUCAUGCUUAGCCGAGUGCAAGGCCGCAGCCUUGAAAGUCUCACCUCAAAUAUCGAGGAGGAUACGAGUACAAUGGAGACUCGAAAUCUAUUUCAACCAAUGCCCACGAUCAACCAACAGCAGUACCCGAUGGUUUCUCUGGGGGACAUGCAAGCUACUAACACAAUGUAUACUGACGCUUCCGAGACUCCGUCAUAUUCUUCUCUGGGUGUGAUUGACGAUAUGCUUAGCACGCCUGCUCAGUUAGACUGGACCACCCCUCCACCUCUCAUGAAUCCCACCCGGGCUUUGCGAUUUCAAAAUCGCACAAUCACCACCCUAGCACGGCCUCAAUGCGCCUCGCUGCGAGCAGCCCUUCCAACCAACACAAUCUUGAGGGAACACCAACUCCCCUCACGCCAGUUAUCACCGUCAUGCAUAUACCAAUUCCAAAAACGAUCCUUCAAUCUCUCAUCGCUCUCCUCAUUCCUACCCUCCGGCAACAAUAACGGCGACAACUCGCCAAAGCGCGUCCUAAAGGCCUCCCGCACACUUCCCUACUCACCCGCCCCCCUCUUCAAAGUGAUCUCCUCCGUCGAAGCGUACUCCGAGUUCCUGCCAUUCCUCAAUGCGUCAACAGUUACAGCGCGCGACCCCCAAACGGGUUACCCGACGCAGGCAUUCCUGACUAUUGGAUAUGGCCCGCUUAGUGAGACCUUUACUUCGCGCGUGGAUUGCGAUCCCUCGAAGGGAGUUGUGGAAGCACGAAGUGGUGCGAAGUUUGGGAAGCCUGAGAGUAGUGCUGGUAGUAGCAGCUCGUCGGGUCUUAGUAGCUUCUUCCCCGGAGCGAAUGAGGGGAUCUUCGAGUACCUCUCUACGCGAUGGGAGUUGACACCACUUGAUGUGAAAGGUGGAUCGCCGCAGACUAAGGUGAACUUGAAGGUGCAAUUUGAGUUCCGGAAUCAGUUGCAUGCUACAGUUAUGGGCGCGGUGGAGGAUCAAAUGGCCGGUGUGAUGAUUGAGGCGUUUGAGAAGCGAAUGAAGGAGAAGCAUGCGGAAGGCCAAUAA